Molecule: messenger RNA, 871 nt
Organism: Chrysoperla carnea
Lineage: Eukaryota; Metazoa; Arthropoda; Insecta; Neuroptera; Chrysopidae
Product: trypsin-1-like
Exons: 4
Coding region: 57-830 (257 amino acids)
Biological process (GO): proteolysis
Molecular function (GO): serine-type endopeptidase activity
Source: RefSeq, a predicted model, not a curated record
CAAACAUAAAUUUGUAAAAUAAUUAAUCAUAGCAUAUCCAAGAAAGUUAAUCAAUCAUGAAGAGUGUAUUAAAUGUUUGUAUUUUUGCGAUUCUACUAUGGAUUGUGGACAGCAGAGGUGUGAGUUUUCGACCACAUCUUGAUGGGAGAAUUGUGGGUGGAGUAGAUGCAACCAUUGAACAAUAUCCAUAUCAAGUGUCUCUUCAAACCCCUUCUGGAAGCCAUUUUUGUGGAGGAUCAGUUAUAAGUCCAUCAGUAGUUUUAACAGCAGCACAUUGUGUACAAGGUAGUUCACCAAGUAGUUUAACAGUUCGUGCAGGUUCAACAACCAGAGGAUCGGGUGGAGUUGUCGUUGCUGUUAAAAGGAUUCAUGUGCAUGAAAAAUAUGAUAGCAAGAAAGUCGACUUUGAUGUCGCCGUACUUGAGCUUAGCCAAUCCCUAACAACAUCCAAUAAAAUAAAACCAGUUAAACUUCCAGAAGCAUCCGAAUAUUUGAGAGCUGGUGAAAGUUCAGUGGCAAGUGGUUGGGGUGCAUUAAAGCAAGGUGGAGGUGCACCUACAACUUUGCAAGCUGUCAAAUUACCAAUUUUAGAUCAAGGAGUGUGCAAUAAUGCUUACGGUGGAGGCAUUACUGAUCGUAUGAUAUGUGCUGGUUCACUUGCCGGCGGCAUUGAUUCAUGUCAAGGGGACUCUGGUGGUCCAUUGGUGUCAAACAGCAAACAACACGGAAUUGUUUCCUGGGGUAAUGGAUGUGCUCAAAAGAAUUAUCCUGGAGUCUACACACGUGUGACUGCUGUGCGUGCAUGGAUCAAAUCCAAAGUAAAUGUAUAAAAUUGUAGUGCAAAUAUAUUAAAUAAAUUGUUUCAAGUGUA